Messenger RNA from Ahaetulla prasina, 5259 nucleotides. RefSeq names its product protein FAM169B-like. Lineage: Eukaryota; Metazoa; Chordata; Lepidosauria; Squamata; Colubridae. The transcript has 9 exons. The record is from RefSeq and is a predicted model, not a curated record. The coding region runs from base 4045 to 5040 and encodes 331 amino acids.
CCGGGCUGGGAUAGUCGAAGCAAGCAGCCGCUUUUGCGCCCUGCAAAAAUACCAAGCGCUUUGCGCCUUGCGCCUUGCAAAAUGCGCCCUCGUGGAGGGGGCGAGAAAUGUCGGGGCGCAGAAUGAUGGGGCGCUGCCGCCAUCGCUCUGCAACCCUGCCGAGGAGGAGAACCUCAGGGGCAAGCAGGGGUCUCAGCUCUGCCCUUGGGAGGAAAAGGGUCGAAGGCUGGGGAAAAUCUCGGGACCCCUUCUGCGUCCGCGGAGCCGGUUCUUGAGCGCAAAGCUGGAAGGACCGCUUUAUAAUAAUGCCUUGGGAAGACCACACUUUAGAACGCUGGAUUCAGUUUUUAUUCACCAGAUUAUAAAAAAAAGAUGUUAGAAUAGAGUAGAAUAGAAUUUUUUAUUGGCCAAGGGUGAUUGGACACACAAGGAAUUUGUCUUGGUGCAUAUGCUCUCAGUGUACAUAAAAGAAAAGAUACCUUCAUCAAGAAUCAUUAGGUACAACGCUUAAUAGAAUAGAAUAGAAUUAGGAAUAGAAUAGAAUUAGAAUUAGAAUUAGAAUAGAAUAGAAUAGAUUUUUUUUAUUGGCCAAGCGUGAUUGGACACACAAGGAAUUUGUCUUGGUGCAUAUGCUCUCAGUGUACAUAAAAGAAAAGAUACGGUCAUCAAGAAUCAUAAGGUACAAUACUUAAUGAUAGUCAUAGGGUACAAAUAAGCAAUCCGGAAACAAUAUCAAUAUAAAUCAUAAGGAUUCAAGCAAUAAAGUUACAGUCAUACAAUAAGUGGAAGGAGAUGGGUGAUGGGAACGAUGAGAAGAUUAAUAGUGAUGCAGACUUAGUAACUAGUUUGAUAGUGUUGACGAAUUUAUUUGUUUAGCAGAGAUGGCGGGGAAGAAACUUUUCUUGUGUCUAGUUGUUCUGGUGUGCAGUGCUCUAGCAUCGUUUUGAGACUCUAUAAAUAGUGCAGAGAAGAGCAACAAAGAUGAUGAGGGGAUUGGAGGCUAAAAUAUGAAGAAGGGUUGCAGGAACUGGAUGAAAAGAAGGACUAGGGGAGACAUGAUAGCAGUGUUCCAAUAUCGCAGGGGCUGCCCCAAAGAAGAGGGAGUCAAGCUAUUCUCCAAAGCACCUGAAGGCUGGAUAAGAAGCAAACUAAUCAAGGAGAGAAGCAACCUAGAAUUAAGAAGAAACUUCUUAACAGAACAAUGAACCAGCUUCACCCCUCCCCCACCCCCCACCCCCGUAAAUUGUGGGUACUCCAUCACUGGAGGCUUUUAAGAAGAGACUGGGCAGCUAUUUUUCCUUCUUGAGCAGGGGGUUGGACUAGAAGACCUCCAAGGUCCCUUCCAACUUUGUUACUCUAUGCCCACCUUGCUUGGCCACUGUGAUUUGCUGCAUUUAAAUUGGCUAAAUCAAAUCCUAGCUUGAUUUAUAACCCUGCCAAAUGUGGUUUGCCGUCUUGGCUUAGUGGCUUAGUGAAGUCCUCCAAUGAAGGCUUAUUCAGCAAAGCUUAAAACAAAUCUGGUUUAUGGACACAAGUAAAUCUUGCCGCAAAUCUCUGUUUAUUAGUGGGCCCCAUGAAAACGUUGCUUUUGUAAUUUACGAAACUAGUUGAGGGGCCAAUUUUCGCAAGAGAAUAUUGCCAGCAACAGAUGGCAAGUAGCUAUGACAUUCUUUUUUUCUCCCCAUGAAGAAUUUUCUUGAAUUUGCUGAAAAUAAGUCCAUAUUUUUUGGGUGAUGACAGUGGUAGGGAGGUUGUAGAAAUAAAACCCUAAAAAAGGUUGAAUUCUAGGAUCCUGGUGGUUUUUGGUAGAGAUGGCCUUGUCAUGUUCUCUGAACAAAUACAUAUUUGGUAACAAUUGAAGGCCUGUGUCCUUUUAAUGUUUAUUAAUGUUUAUUAUGUUGUGAGGAAUGUUGUUUAGCAAUGUAAAGUUUUCGUAGGGGCUGUGUUUUGGGGCUUAUUGUUGUUUUUUCUGCCUUCGGUCCAUCUGAAGUUUAAAGAUAGGGCAUUGUUUAUGCAAAACUUGAAACAAUUUUUACUCUUGAAAGCAAACUUUUAUCUGGUUUGUUUUUAUUUUCAGGAUGGUAAUAAUUCCUUUCCCCACUUUUGCCAUUUCCUCACUUAAUCGUAUUUUGAAAAUCUGUCAGUCUUGCACAAAUCAAAGCCUUUUCCUGCGUUCAAUAAUAGUGGAUUUAUUUAUUCUCGUUAGAAAAACAGGGUAUUAAAGCAACCUUAUAAUUAACUGAGAGGCAUAGAAGUUACAUACAGCUAAGCUACGACUUACAUCUAAAACUGAGCCCAAAAUUUCUGUUGCUAAAUGAGACAUAAGUCAGUUUCGCCCCAUUUUAUGACCUUUCUUGCCACAAUUGUUAAAUGAAUCAGGGCGGUUGUUAGUAACACCAUUGUAAAGGGAAUCUGGCUUCCAUGUUGAUUUUGCUUGUCAGAAGGUCGCAAAAGGUGAUCCCAUGAGCUUGGGACACUGCGACCGUCACAAGUGUGAGAAAUGGUCAUAAAUCACUUCCUUCAGUGGCGUUGUAAGUUCAAACGGUCACUAAAUGAACGGUUUUAAGUCUACUGGUCUCAUUCGAGACAAUGACGAAUCCGCAUAUAGACGAGAGGUCGAACGACUAGCCUUGUGGUGCAACCAAAACAAUCUGGAACUGAACACACUCAAAACCGUAGAAAUGGUGGUAGACUUUAGGAAAAACCCUUCCAUGCUUCCACCUCUCACAAUACUAGACAACACAGUAUCAACAGUAGAAACCUUCAAAUUUCUGGGUUCCAUCAUAUCGCAAGAUCUCAAAUGGACAGCUAACAUCAAAAACAUCAUCAAAAAAGGACAACAAAGGAUGUUCUUUCUGCGCCAACUCAGUAAGCUCAAACUGCCCAAGGAGCUGCUGAUCCAGUUCUACAGAGGAAUUAUUGAGUCUGUCAUUUGCACCUCUAUAACUGUCUGGUUCGGUUCUGCAACCCAACAAGAAAGACACAGACUUCAGAGGAUAAUUAGAACUGCAGAAAAAAUAAUUGCUACCAACCUGCCUUCCAUUGAGGACCUGUAUACUGCACGAAUCAAGAAGAGGGCCGUGAAAAUAUUUACAGACUCCUCGCAUCCUGGACAUAAACUGUUUCAACUCCUACCCUCAAAACGACGCUAUAGAGCACUGCACACCAGAACAACUAGACCCAAGAACAGUUUCCCCCCGAAUGCCAUCACUCUGCUGAACAAAUAAGUCCCUCAACACUGUCGAACUAUUCACUAAGUCUCCAUUACUCUUACUAUUAAUCUUCUCAUCGUUCCUAUCACCCAUCUCCUCCCACUUAUGACUGCAUGACUGUAACUUGUUGCCGUAUCCUUACUAUUUAUAUUGAUUGUUUUCUAGUAUGAUUUGAUUCCUUAUUUGUACACUAUGACUAUCAUUAAGUGUUGCAUCUUAUGAUUCUUGACAAAUGUAUCUUGUCUAUUUAUGUACACUGAGAGCAUAGGCACCAAAGACAAAUUCCUUGUGUGUCUAAUCACACUUGGCCAAUAAAGAAUUCUAUUCUAAAAAUAAAAAUAAAAAUUGGAUUUUGUAAUAACCUACGGUCAGUUCUUAAAAGAAAUUUACCUUACCGGGGAGACCAUAGAAAGGCCUAUGUGAUAAUUUACAGCCACUUUGUUUUUCCUUGUGGGGCGUCACUUCAAAGCCACUUGGCUUUGGUUUGCUUGUUUUUGUGGUGUUUGGGGGAAAAAUACAUUCUUUGAGCUGUAGGAUAUUUUUGUCUUUCCCUUCAUUCAGCCUGUGCUAUCUCUGUGACGAUGAAAUCCAAGCCUGUGGUUUUUGACCAGUCAACAUUUCAUUUCGGGACAAUGAAGGACCAGCUGUAGUAGUUAUCUUGGUGUGGUCGCUUUUGAUAUCACCAUGAUUUUGACUCAAAUUAAGUCAUUUCGGGGAUGAUACAACCACACUGGCUGGGUUUGAACAAUGUGAUAGUCUUUUUCUGGUGGACGUUAAAGAUGAAAACCUGGACAAUUUGGAAACGGGGCUUUGCAACAACCGGGCGAAACUUAUGGAGGAAGCCUUAGCUGCUGCUGAAGAUCUCGCUGUUCCAGGCCACAAGAACAUUAAAGUGGAGGCUUCGUCAAUGAACUUCCUUCCUCUGUACAGAGAUGACAGUGAAUGCUGCCUCCUAGUACUCACUGAUCCCCAAGAUAAGAACACAGUAUUAGCAAUUUAUUUCAACAAUUCCUGGCGGCUUCCUGAAGAUCUAAUCAAGACGUCUGACCCUUUGAGGGAAGGACUCAAACAGGUUCAAACCUUUCAAGAGAGAAUCGUUCUCUUCGUCCUUAACUGUAUCAUUUUUGGCACGUUGGAGAGGAGCUUGACUGACGAUACUGUAGUCUUUGUGCCUCAUCCUAAGAAGGAAGAUGCCAGAAUAUUCUGGAAGAGUGGAGAAGCAGCGGCUUUUUAUACCGUCAAAAGAAAAGGAAAUUUGUGUGGUGGACACACCAGCCAAUGUUACAUGCUCCCUGUUUUGGACACCAUGUUCGUCCGAAAGAAGUUUAGAAGACAUGGACUUGGGAUGAAGAUGCUUCAGGACUUUUGUCAGUCCUUCCCCUCGGAGGAGGCCUUGGGACUCAGCUGUCCUCUUUCGGCUGAAAUGGAGAAAGUUUGUCAAAAGUUCUUGGAGACUUACCCAAAACAGCAGCCUCGGCUGUGGGAAGUGGAAGCACCCGGGGACUGGACCCAGCGCGUUAACAUCUGGCUAAAAAUCCAGCUUGGACCAAAUGCGGACCGAAGUUCUCCCAUGCCAAAGGGUCAAGAUGGUGAAGCUGAGGAUGGACGGAUAAAUACAAGUCCUGGCUGUAUCCCACAUCUUGGAGCACCGCCAGACCAACCCACGGCACAUCUGGGUGACCGUAGAGGGGUCCCAGGCCUUCCUUCUCAGAGCGAUGAACUUCAAGUUCAGUUGAAAGCUGAAGAAGCAAAAAAAUUGAAGAAAAGAACGAGCAGAGAAGAACCAGCUGAAGACAGUGUCGCGAAGCACUUGAGGACAAUGUCCUAAUUUCUGUAAACGGCAGAAGUAAGAGAAAACACGCAAAAUCUGAGGAUCAGGUAGCAAGUUAGGAAAUCUCUAGUGAAUAUUUCUUCAUCGAUUGAAAUAUUUAGGUGACUCUGUCCAGUGUUUUUCCACUUUGGCAAUUUGAAGAGAUGUGGAGUUCAACUCCCAGAGUUCCCCAGUGAUUGAGUGUCACAGCAGCAAGGCGUAGAAAAAUGUAGAGCA